CAGCGCCUUCCAAUGUCAAUUAAAUAAGCAAAGCCAAAACGCGAAGAAAAGCCAAGCGAAACGGAAAGCAGAUUCUCGUUGCCGCGGACGAAACUAAAAACCAGGAAAUCAUCACCAGCACACACACACACAUUGCCAAGCACCAACACACCACAUCCGCAUCCGGACGAGGUGGCACUGCGGGCAGGAAGAACGUAACCGCAGCAGUGGAGCAGCACCUGCCCACCAACCAGGAGCUACCAGGUCGAGAUGCCCCAGAUGAGGGCAGCGGCCGCUGAGGCGGUGGCCGCCGGCAGCGCCAAUGGGCAGCCGCUGGUCAAGAUCGGUCAUUACCUGCUGGGCGCCACCCUGGGCACCGGGACCUUUGGCAAGGUGAAGAUCGGCGAGCAUCAGAUCACCCGGGUGAAGGUGGCCGUCAAGAUACUCAACCGGCAGAAGAUCAAGAGCCUGGACGUUGUGGGCAAGAUCCGGCGAGAGAUUCAGAACCUAAAGCUCUUCCGUCAUCCGCACAUCAUCAAGUUGUACCAGGUCAUAUCCACGCCCUCGGACAUCUUCAUGAUCAUGGAGUAUGUGAGCGGCGGCGAGCUGUUCGACUAUAUCGUAAAGCACGGCAAGCUGCAGGAGCACCAGGCGCGCCGCUUCUUCCAGCAGAUCAUCUCGGGCGUGGACUACUGUCAUCGGCAUAUGAUCGUUCAUCGGGACCUGAAGCCGGAGAACCUGCUGCUCGACCACAACAUGCACGUGAAGAUCGCUGACUUUGGGCUCUCGAACAUGAUGCUCGACGGCGAGUUUCUUCGCACCUCGUGCGGCUCGCCCAACUAUGCAGCGCCCGAGGUGAUCUCCGGCAAGCUGUACGCCGGACCCGAGGUGGACAUCUGGUCGUGCGGCGUUAUCCUUUACGCCCUGCUGUGCGGCACUCUGCCCUUCGAUGACGAGCACGUGCCCACGCUGUUCCGGAAGAUCAAGUCGGGCAUCUUCCCGAUACCCGAGUACCUCAACAAGCAGGUGGUUAAUCUGGUGUGCCAGAUGCUGCAGGUCGAUCCCCUCAAGCGGGCCAACAUCGAGGAGAUCAAGAAGCACGAGUGGUUCCAGAAGGAUCUGCCCGCCUACCUCUUUCCCUCGUCCAUCGAGCAGGACUCCAAUGUGAUCGACACCUAUGCGGUGGCCGAGGUCUGCACCAAGUUCGGCGUCAAGGAGACCGAGGUGCAUAACUCGCUGCUCAGCGGCGAUCCGCACGAUCAGCUGGCCAUCGCCUACCAUCUGAUCAUCGACAACAAGCGAUUCGCCGACGAUGCGGCCAACCAGAUAAACGAGAUCAACAACUUUUUUGUGGCCGGCUCGCCACCGCCGCCGCCGCCACCGCCCGUUCCCCACCAGUCGUCGCUGGACAACCAGACACCGCUGGCCACCGUGACUGUGGGCGGAGGCACUGCAGCCAGCUCUGGGACGGCCACGCCCGUGCCACCGGCCUCGGGCGGCACGCCUAGCAGCACCAUCCGGCCGCAUCCGGAGCGGAUUGCUCCGAUGAGGGAGCGCCAGCUGGCCAUGUCCGUGCAGACGUCGGGUGGCGGUGCGUUCCCGGAGAAGACGGCUCGCGGCGGCACGCCCAUCAAGCGCGCCAAGUGGCAUCUGGGCAUUCGGUCGCAGAGCAAGCCGAACGAUAUAAUGCUGGAGGUGUACCGGGCCAUGAAGGCCCUCAGCUACGAGUGGAAGAUCAUCAAUCCGUACCAUGUGCGCGUGCGACGACAGAACGUAAAGACGGGCAAGUUCUCGAAAAUGUCGCUGCAGCUGUACCAGGUGGACGCCAAGAGCUAUCUGCUCGAUUUCAAGUCGCUAACCAAUGACGAGGUCGAGCAGGGCGACGACGUCAUCAUGGAGAGCCUCACGCCGCCGCCGCUUAGCGUGUCCGGUGUGAUGCCGCUGCAGCCGACCGGACACCAUACCAUGGAGUUCUUCGAGAUGUGCGCCGCCCUGAUCAUCCAGCUGGCGCGCUGAGAAGCCCGGUGACCGCCGUCGGCCGCAGCGGAUUCGAUGGGAUCUUCUCGGUUGGCGAUCUGCCAUCUCGGACCGCCCUGAGGAUUGACCAAGACCACACCCGGAUGACACAGUCCCACAAAGGAAAGCUGCGGAGGCAUGGAGUUUGGGGUUUCAAUCACUUGACCAAGUUCUAAGAUUCGACACAACCACAGCUGAUUCCGAUGCGGAAUAUGCCCUUUGUCCGCUUCUCGAACCCUAUUGAAUAGAAUUAGAUGCACAACAAAUUGCAUGCACAAGAAGCCCUGUUGCCGUUCAUAUAUUUUAUUAAAAUUGGAAAAAUGUAACAUUGCAAAUGUAGUUUUUCGAAAAUGUGCAAUUCGGUAAAGAAAUCAAGGAGAACCCAUUAAAAAAAAAACGGUGGCAGGACUGAAUAGCUUUUUAACUAUAUAACACUCGAACUCCGACCCCAGCUUCCCUUUGUGCGGCUGUGUAUUCUGAAUAAAAUGUUUUUGAAUUCGGACGCCCGCCGGCCGUAACCGCUGAUAUGCUACCGUUACCCGCUUUUGCCGCAUCCAUUUCCGCUUCCGGUUAGUCGUAAGUUUGUAGGUUCCGCCACCCCAAAAUCGCACCGAUCGGUCGGCGGACUUCGAACCGCCUCUGUUCUGUUUCUAUAUCGAUUUCUUUGUUUAUAUAUAUACAAUGUUGAGUUAUAUUAUUUUACCCGAGAAUCCAUACCGUAUGUGUACGUCUAUUUGUAUUACGCCUAACGAGAAUUGUAAUCGGCACCUUGUCUGGGGCAUGUUGUUUGGAUUGUAACUAGAUAACCAGAUUUGGGCCAGCGAGUUUUAUGUAUCUGUAUAAAUAAACCACAAUAAAGCGAUCCAUUAAUAUUCUAAACCAUUAAA
This is a messenger RNA of Drosophila subpulchrella, 2882 nucleotides long. It is a transcript of the gene AMPKalpha, whose product is annotated as 5'-AMP-activated protein kinase catalytic subunit alpha-2. The coding region runs from base 250 to 1995 and encodes 581 amino acids. NCBI's taxonomy places the organism in Eukaryota, Metazoa, Arthropoda, Insecta, Diptera, Drosophilidae. The record is from RefSeq and is a predicted model, not a curated record. Gene Ontology annotation, cellular component: cytoplasm. Gene Ontology annotation, molecular function: protein serine/threonine kinase activity; ATP binding. The transcript has 3 exons. Gene Ontology annotation, biological process: intracellular signal transduction; protein phosphorylation.